UUAUUUUAGUGCAGCACAAGCGAAGCAGCGUCCGCGUCCGAUAUAGUCGAGUUGAGCGGAGUGUACGUACAGAGCGCGUCGAUCGUGUUUUAAAAGAUAAAAACUACCUGGUCAAAAGUGUAUUAGAAGUUGAUAUGAUGAAGAGUGAUGUGCGAUAGCGGUGAUACGGAGACGUGGGGAGAAAUUGAUAAGCCUGUUGAAAAAAAUUGGAACCCUAGGGAUCGAUCCCGCGGGGUUUGUUUCGGCCAAAGUUUCGCCGAUUGAACGGCGUUCCGAGGUGCAGCGCAGUGGUGCGUGGGGCGGGCGGUUCCCACAACGCUGACCACGAAACGAGCAACAAGUGUCUUUCUGUCACCCAUCCCUCUUCAAAUACCGGUAGAAAAUUGAAAGUUUCGUCCCGAGCGAACCUCGGAGAUUGUCGAGUUUUUUUUUGAUAUCUCGUUUUCCGUUCGUUCGCUGUGAAAUUUUAAGAGGGCAAAAUGGGAUGCGCCGUUAGCACAACCGGUGACAAAGAGGCUGCUGAGAGAUCUAAGAAAAUUGACAAAGAUCUUAGAAUCGACGGGGAACGCGCUGCCAGCGAGGUCAAACUCCUGCUACUCGGUGCCGGAGAGUCGGGUAAAUCGACCAUCGUUAAGCAGAUGAAAAUUAUCCAUGAAACUGGGUAUAGUAAGGAAGAAUGUGAGCAGUACAAAUCAGUCGUAUACAGCAAUACCAUACAAAGUCUUAUGACGAUUAUAAGAGCGAUGGGCCAACUUAGAAUCGAUUUUGCAGACCCAAACAGGGCGGAUAUCGCGAGGCAAUUCUUCACUCUGGCAUCGGCGGCAGAGGAGGGUGAGCUGACGGGGGAGCUAGUUUUAUUGAUGAAAAGAUUAUGGCAGGACGCUGGGGUACAACUUUGUUUCACACGUAGCAGAGAAUAUCAGCUAAACGACUCUGCGGCGUAUUACCUCAAUGCUCUCGAUCGUAUUGCACAACCCCACUACAUACCGACUCAGCAGGAUGUCCUCAGAACUAGAGUUAAGACCACAGGAAUUGUUGAAACACAUUUUUCGUUCAAGGGACUUCACUACAAAAUGUUCGAUGUCGGCGGACAGCGAUCGGAACGUAAAAAAUGGAUCCAUUGUUUCGAAGGCGUGACAGCGAUCAUUUUUUGUGUCGCCUUGAGCGGAUACGAUUUGGUAUUGGCGGAGGACGAGGAGAUGAAUAGAAUGAUAGAAUCAAUGAAGUUAUUCGAUUCUAUAUGUAACAGCAAAUGGUUCGUAGAGACCUCGAUAAUUUUGUUCUUGAAUAAGAAGGAUCUGUUCGAGGAAAAGAUUAACAGGAGUCCUUUGACGAUAUGCUUUCCCGAAUACAAGGGCGCUAACGUGUACGAAGAAUGCGCCGCCUAUAUUCAGAUGAAAUUCGAGAAUCUUAACAAAAGAAAAGAUAGGAAACAGAUCUACACCCACUUUACCUGCGCAACGGACACGAAUAAUAUACAAUUCGUAUUUGAUGCUGUGACUGAUGUUAUAAUUAAGAAUAACUUAAGUAACUGUGGAUUGUUGAGUUGAAUAUUAGAAUUAGUUUUGCCAACGUAGAUUGUCGAGCCUCUCAGAAUCUGAACCCGAAAACUGGUCACAUGCGGUACGUUGCGUACACCGAUCAGAUCAAUUUUUCCGGUUUAGAUUAUGCAAAACACCUCUUUCGGAUGUGCGUUGCUUGAAGAUAUUUUCCCGAUACUGUUGGUAGUUAAUUAAGUAUUAUUAUUGCAUUCCCAUCCCCAGUUACUCGUGUCGAUACUUAAUCAAAAUGAAUUACUAUCUAAAUCAUAAGUCACUCUCGACACCAUCUCUGAAAGAACACGAUAUACAUAAUACAGCGCACAGAAUCUCUGAGCACAAAUAUACAUUUUAUCCAUAACUUUAAAAAAAAAAAAACCAGCAGAAUCUGUACGUCACAAAGUUUUCCGCGUCGCUUUAGGAGCCCUUGUAAAGAUUCGAAAACCAUGAGCUACGAAUAUCUCGAAUGAAAAUUACCUCCGACAGCAAUUUCGAAACUCCGUGUCGUCCAAACUGAAACUACCGUAGUGAUUUUUCAUUUUUAUACUCUGUAUAUUAGGAAUAAAUUAGUGUUAUUAUCUAUCAAAGAUACCUAUCGUUCUAGCUGAAAUUCUACUCACAAUCAUGACAAAGUUUGAGAUUAGUUUGAUCAAAUAUCUCUGUAUAUAAUUUAUUAAGAAAUAUAAAAAGAAGAAAGGAACUUUGCGCAUUCGUUUUAAAGUUUCGAAUUUCGAAUCUAGAAUCCAGACGGACCAAUUAGUAUUAGGCUACUAAUGAAUCCCGAUUCAUAUUUUAUGGAAAGUAAAUUAGAUACUCUGGCCUACCUAGUUUACGUGUACAGUAUACCUACUUGUAUAUGUUUUUGGUAAAACAGUAUAAUUAGGUGAUAGCGAUGAUAAUUAUGUGUAUUUGUAUGUAAUAUUUGCGCUAGGAUGAAACGAUAUAUUUUCGAUGAUCAUACGAAUUGUAAAGGGCGAGUUGCCAAGCAACGUUGUAACUGUACUUUUUUUUUUCAUACGAACAGACGUAUUCGUCGAUUCCCCAUUAUCUCACGUGUUUCGAAAAUUUAGGUUCUAACGAAACAAAAUUCGGAAAGUCUCUGAAGCAUCGAUUUGCUCGUUGUUAGCUUUAUCAUUUUCAUAUAAAUAGUUUGUAAACCAUCACCGAAUUUCUGAGCCUGUUAUAUCAAUUGUAAUACGAUGUAAUCGAUUUUUUCUAGAAAUAUACAUAUACCUACUUGCUAA
Molecule: messenger RNA, 2782 nt
Organism: Athalia rosae (coleseed sawfly)
Lineage: Eukaryota; Metazoa; Arthropoda; Insecta; Hymenoptera; Athaliidae
Gene: Galphai
Product: guanine nucleotide-binding protein G(i) subunit alpha
Exons: 4
Coding region: 480-1550 (356 amino acids)
Biological process (GO): adenylate cyclase-modulating G protein-coupled receptor signaling pathway
Cellular component (GO): heterotrimeric G-protein complex
Molecular function (GO): GTP binding; G-protein beta/gamma-subunit complex binding; G protein-coupled receptor binding
Source: RefSeq, a predicted model, not a curated record